UUAUUUUGACCUCCACUGUAUCUUAAUUUUUGUUUGGGGGGUUCUCAAAUUCUCUGAUUCUCCAAAUGCACGCAUUCUGUGUAUACAUUGGCGUGCCUUUGAUGACAAGGAAAACCCAAAUCAGGGAGUAAAACAUGAAGAACAAUAGCAGCAGCGGCGGCAACAGCAACAUGGGCGAUAAGGGUCGGACCUUACCCGUCGACCCGAAUCUCCCCAGAUACCUUUGCCAGAAUUGCCACAACUACCUCUGCUUCGUCGGCGUCGACUCUUAUGCCGACAAGUAUUUCCCCUCCUCCGACGCUUCUCGUUCCGGGAUGCAGGGUUCGUCUAUGCAUGGGGCUGGUAGUGUUUUAGCUUCAACCCGUAUGGAUCAUUCAUAUGUUGUGCUGCCAAAGCAAAAAAGUCAGACUCCAGGGGUGCCUCCUCGGCCCCGAGCUGGAGCCGUUCAACCUGAGGCUAGUCAGUCAGUCAGGGCAAUGGAAGAAUCAUUUGUAGUUUUGCCUCCACCUGCGGCUUCAGUUUAUAAAUCAGAGUCUGCUGCUGAUGGAGUUGGAACUCAUCUACCAUCACCUGAAGGUGGCCAAACUAAUAUUCCUCCUCAGCCAAAUAAUUCUGGCUUCCACACCACCAUAACCGUCCUGAAACGUGCAUUUGACAUUGCCACGACACAGACACAGGUUGAACAACCUUUGUGUCUGGAGUGCAUGCGAGUACUGUCUGAUAAGCUUGAUAAAGAGGUUGAAGAUGUGAACAGGGACAUAAAUGCAUAUGAAGCCUGUCUGAAGCAACUGGAGGGGGAGGAGAGAAAGGUUCUUGGCGAGGCUGAUUUUCUUAAGGAGAAACUUAAGAUAGUGGAAGAAGAACAAAAGCUUGAAGCAGCCAUUGAUGAAACAGAAAAACAAUGUGCAGAAGUUACUGCUCAAUUGAAAGAAUUGGAGUUAAAGUCAAGUCGCUUCAAAGAGUUGGAGGAGCGGUAUUGGCAGGAAUUCAAUAAUUUUCAGUUCAAGUUGAUUUCACAUCAGGAAGAAAGAGAUGCAAUUUUGGCAAAAAUUGAAGUUUCACAAGCUCAUCUAGACUUGUUGAAGCGUACUAAUGUGCUAACUGAUGCUUUCCCAAUUGGAUAUGAUGAAGAUUUUGGAACAAUCAACAACUUUCGCUUGGGGAGACUUCCAAAGUGUCCUGUUGAGUGGGAUGAGAUAAAUGCUGCUUGGGGUCAAGCUUGCCUUCUCCUUCAUACAAUGGCUCAGUAUUAUCGGCCAAAGUUUCAAUAUCGGAUAAAAAUUCUGCCCAUGGGUAGUUAUCCUCGCAUCAUGGACACAGGCAACAACACCUAUGAACUCUUUGGUCCAGUUAAUUUAUUCUGGAGUACACGCUAUGACAAGGCAAUGACACUGUUCUUGACGUGCCUUAAGGAUUUUGCUGAGUUUGCAAAUGCCAAGGAUAAAGAGAACAUUCCUCCUGAGAAACGUUUCAAGCUACCUUACAAGAUAGAAAAUGACAAAGUGGAGAGUUAUUCAAUUACACAAAGCUUCAAUAAACAGGAGAAUUGGACUAAAGCUCUCAAGUACACUCUGUGCAACUUGAAAUGGGCUCUGUACUGGUUUAUAGGGAACACAAAUUUCCAACCGCUUUCACCUCCUGUCUCUCAUCAUACUGAAGUUACAGCUGGAAGCUCUUUGUACGGUAAAAGGACCGGUGAUGCCAAAUUCUGACGUGGAAUCGCCUUACUGUGUGUAAAUAUAUUAAUUGCUAAGCUUUCUGUAUUUACAAAGUAAUUAACUUGAAUGAUGUAUCAAAUCAUCCUUGAUGUAUAUCUCUGUUUUUUUGGGGUUACGGUUGAUCAUUUUGGAGAAUAGCCGUCGAGAUGAGAGUGAAAGAGAGGGAAAGAGGUAAACAAAGACAAUGACGGCAAUUAGAGAGCUUUUCUGGUGGUGCUCGGGCACAGGUUCUGUUUACCCCUGACUUGGCAAGCAGAGGACAUGUAAGGGCUAUAAUUGGAACUCUGGGCCUUAUUUUCCAGCAGUAUGAAAUGUGAAUAUAUACAGUUAUUAUUGUUUUUGUUUUCAAGUAAUGUUA
This is a messenger RNA of Coffea eugenioides, 2076 nucleotides long. Its product is annotated as beclin-1-like protein. The transcript is spliced from 10 exons. The coding region runs from base 135 to 1712 and encodes 525 amino acids. Gene Ontology annotation, biological process: late endosome to vacuole transport; autophagosome assembly; cellular response to nitrogen starvation. Gene Ontology annotation, cellular component: phosphatidylinositol 3-kinase complex, class III, type I; phagophore assembly site; phosphatidylinositol 3-kinase complex, class III, type II. Lineage: Eukaryota; Viridiplantae; Streptophyta; Magnoliopsida; Gentianales; Rubiaceae. The record is from RefSeq and is a predicted model, not a curated record.